Tribolium castaneum (red flour beetle) is the source of this 1832-nucleotide messenger RNA. RefSeq lists its product as uncharacterized. The record is from RefSeq and is a predicted model, not a curated record. Gene Ontology annotation, molecular function: cysteine-type exopeptidase activity; dipeptidase activity. The transcript is spliced from 6 exons. The coding region runs from base 318 to 1505 and encodes 395 amino acids. Gene Ontology annotation, biological process: proteolysis. Lineage: Eukaryota; Metazoa; Arthropoda; Insecta; Coleoptera; Tenebrionidae.
AAAUAAACGCUUCAAAGCAAAUUGUUCGUUUGAUUUCAAUUUGGCCCGAAAAAGUGGUGAAACUUGGCAUUUCUCUGAAAGAAUUUGUGUCAAUUUUCGUGCCAAACCGAGCGGAACACCAAUUAAAUUCCUUGCCCAUUUAAUGAUGCAAAAAGUUCCGUUACGCCACUGCUUUGGGGGCCAAAUCCCACCUGCGUCUCCCUUCGUAUCUCUCUCUUCCCCUUGUGUUAGAACAGGACGGCCUGUUCAAUUUCAACCAGCUGGUGGUGAGUCAGUCGCUCGCCAUUUAACCCGGAUCAGUGACCUUUUCUGUCAAAAUGCGCCGCCCCCAGUCGUGUGACACCUUCGUGGUGUUGCCGCCCCUAACACAGCACGGGGUCGUCUUCGGCAAAAACUCAGACCGGCCUCAAGGAGAGGUCCAGGAAGUGGUUUACGUGCCCGCGACCCAAUCCUCGGAACCUGUCAAAUGCACUUACAUCGAAGUCGAGUCGGCUGGGGCCACCAAAGCGGUCAUCCUUAGCAAGCCGGGGUGGAUGUGGGGCGCCGAAAUGGGGGCAAACCAGUGUGGGGUGGUGAUCGGGAACGAGGCGGUCUGGACGGGCGACAAUGAGGGGGACCACGACCCCACAGUCAAAAGACUGCUAGGCAUGGAUUUGGUUCGACUAGGGCUGGAGAGAGGGGCCACUGCGGGCGAAGCCCUGGACGUUAUAACACAAUUAUUAGAAAAAUACGGGCAAGGGGGGCCUUGCUCUCAUAACGACCCUAAUUUUACCUAUCAUAAUUCGUUUCUAAUAGCUGAUCCUAAGACGGCCUGGGUGCUCGAAACUUCGGGGAAGCACUGGGCCGCUGUUGAAGUCACAAGUGGGUAUAGAAAUAUAUCAAACGUGUUGACCAUUACCACAAAAAUAGAUAAAAAGUCUGAAGGGCUAGAAGAGUACGCUAGAUCCAAAGGUUUAUGGAAUGGAGAGGGCGAAUUUAAUUUUUGUGAGGCCUUCAGUGGCGAAAAAAAGCCCGGCGAUGCCCGAUAUUUAGCCGGCGAGAAACUACUAGCGCAGCACACAAGUUCGAAUAAUUUCAAAGAGACCGAUAUGUUUGCAAUUCUAAGAGACAAAAAUUCGGAGAUUUGCAGACGCUGUGACGCCCCUUUCCCGACGCAAGGCAGCCAGGUCUCAGUUUUGAGUUCCUCGCGUCCUAGCGUGCACUGGUUCACCGCCACCCCCGAUCCUUCCGUUUCCGUUUACAAACCGUUUAUUUUUUCCCCAAAUGCGGUCAUUUCCAACCAUACGAAAUGUCCAGAAAGCGACAAAACAGCCCCACAUACCCUCUACUCGCUCCAUUCCCAGGCGGUGAAAAGGGGCAGCGACGUUCAGACUUUGCUGAGGAACAUGGAGGCUGACUGUGUGAAGGAGUUGGAGGCGGUUUUGGAGAAUGUCGGUGAUGAUCUCUCCGAAUUCGACGAAUUGCUCAAGGAUUGCGUCGAGACCGAAGUGAAGUUUUACCGUUAGGUUUUAUAUGCACGUUUUAUUGGAGUAGCUUUGAUAUAGUCGCUUGAUGCGUUAUCAGGAAUGUAACGGACAUUUCUGCUAUUUUGUAGCCAAAUAAUCGUUGUGAUGUGCUUAGAUGUGGCAAUUUCAGAGGUUGUGGUCUCUUUGCAUGCUUCAUCGAGGUUUUUUUGUGAUAUGUUUCGUUCGAGAACAGUGACGUUUUUAGGUAUUAUUUUAUUUUUUUAUUACAUAUUUAAACAAUUAUACACAUAACUACUCAAGAUAUGUUACAUCAUGUAUUGAUUGAGCAUUGUUUGCACAUUCCAUAAAUAAAGUGAGCAAGAUCAA